This is a messenger RNA of Pogonomyrmex barbatus (red harvester ant), 6553 nucleotides long. RefSeq names its product rho guanine nucleotide exchange factor 10-like protein. Gene Ontology annotation, molecular function: guanyl-nucleotide exchange factor activity. NCBI's taxonomy places the organism in Eukaryota, Metazoa, Arthropoda, Insecta, Hymenoptera, Formicidae. Gene Ontology annotation, biological process: actin cytoskeleton organization; positive regulation of stress fiber assembly. The record is from RefSeq and is a predicted model, not a curated record.
AGCAGGUUGACAGAUACACGCGUUCGGAGGCUCUCGCCUAUCCCGAGGUGGAAUAGUGUCGGCCGCGGAUGCACGUCGGCUCGGUCGCGCGAAGGAAGGAUGCGCUCCGCGAUCGUUGUCCGCGAGUGUUGUGUUGUCAUCGGUCCGCGCGGCGUCCGCGCGUGAAUCACGCGGGUGCUCGUUUCUCGUUACCUGCCCGCUUCUCUUCCCCCAUUCCCCGCGCGCCACCGUCCGGGGAUCCGGUGGCGUACGUGUGUAACGAGCACGCCGCGCGCGUAGAUGGAGCACGCCACUCGACGCGACGUUUACACGCGCGAGCACGCAACGUUCCUCCAGUGGUGCGUGGGCUGCGUGGAGUAGACUCGAGAGCCUCGGACUCGGGACCCCGAUUUCGUCUCGUAUUUUUCCUCCGUGAAAGUAUUGGGCAAUCCCCCGGAGUGCGGAGUAGGCAUGAGCCUCGUUCAAGGUGCAGAUCAUGGGAUGACGUAGGACCGGGCAAAAUGGAAACGGUUAGCGGGAAUUCGCACGCGCAUCAUUCCUCGUUAGAGACAAGCAGAUCCAACACGUCCACGCAGUCCGCCAGAAGCGAGGACUCCUGGUGCUCCGCGUCGGACCACGAUCUCUCCUCCGAUGACGAAAGCGAGAAGAGUAAUAUCAGUAUUAAAAGCAACUGUCAAUUGAGAAACACGUUGCAUAAGGCGCGCACGCUUUGCGACAAGUGGCGGUUUCAGAAUGUACCGGUGAACAACGUGGACAUCCUGGAGUCCCCGGGGAACCACGGCCGCCUCUCGAGGUGGUUCAGCAUUCGCCGAGGUUCGGCGCAUCAUUACGACGUCGAUUCCUCGGACACGGUGUCUCUGACCAGCCCGGUCAAAACGUCGCAAAUGCCACAGCUCUGCGAGGUUGAUGAAGAGAACAGUGCUAUGGUACAGUUUCAAUGUAUGCAACAGCGAAGACAGGCUCCGCCUACACUCCCAUCGCCACCUCCGAACUUAUCUCCUCAGCAACUAAAACGUAGACAUAUCGUGGCCGCGAUAGUACACUCUGAAAAUAGUUAUGUGUCUACUUUACAGAGACUGGUAAACGAUUACAAGAAACCGUUGGAGGAAUCUUCGCCACCUAUAUUGAGUCAAUCUAAAAUCGCGACGUUGUUUCAUAGGCUGCCCGAAAUUUUACAAUGCCAUACAUUAUUUAGAAUCGCUCUGGCGGAAUGUGUACGAUCCUGGGAUAAGGAUGAAAAAUUAGGAGAUGUAUUCGUCGCAAGUUUCAGCAAGGCCAUUGUUCUUGACAUUUAUAGUGGCUUUAUAAAUAAUUUUUCCGUGGCAAUGGAUUUAGCUAAACAAGAAUCGAAGAGAAAAACCGCGCUCGCUGAUUUCUUCAAGGUAAAGCAAAUAAGUGCUCAUGAUAGGUUAUCCUUCUUUGGAUUGAUGGUCAAACCAGUGCAGAGGUUUCCACAAUUUAUCUUGUUUUUGCAAGAUCUAUUGAAGCAUACGCCACAAGGACAUCAUGACAGAAUGUCGUUGCAACUAGCAUUAACGCAGCUCGAGAGUUUGGCAGAAAUGCUAAACGAAAGAAAACGAGAGGCGGAACAGUUUCAAGCGUUUAAAGAAAUGUUGCGGCAUGUCUCCGGAAAAUUAUCACACCGUCCACUUUCUUCAACGUCGCGUUAUCUUAUCAGGGAAGACAAUGUUACACAAUUGGAAUUUAAUCAAAAUGGCAUGAUAAUGAAAUCCAAGAGAAGAAGAUUAUUGCUAUUGAAUGAUUUAGUGGUGUGCGUUUCCGUCACUCCGAGAUCUACGGAAGAUUUUUCAGGGAAUGAACGAUUAACGUUAAAAUGGACAUAUCCAGUGUCGGAUAUUGAGAUCCAAGACACCAACAUUUCUCCAACUUUAAGUCGGUUACUCACUGCUGGUUUGAAUAAAGGCGGCAGUUUGAAAUCUGACAAAAGUGGAGAAUGUGAACAGGCGGCCGACGCGGAUAAUCUCUGUGUAGAGAUGAACGAUCUUAUGCACGAUUACGAAGUGAUGUCCAGGAUAAGUGAUUUAGUGGCACAGUUAAAAGGCAGAUACGAGGGAAUGACGCUGCAGACCACUAAGCAAAUUCUACAGUCAAUACAAAUGUCGAUACAGCAAAAAGAUGAGGAUAUGGUAUGGGUCGAUAGUUGUUGUCUUCAACUAGUCACAAAACAAGGUCAGAGGUAUACGUUUCAAACAGAAAAUCCAUUAGUGAAGAAGGACUGGAUAACCGAGUUAAGAUUGGCGCAAUUAGCUUUGGAUCCUAAUAACUCUCCGUCCUGGGAAGUACCUGAACAAGAGCAAAGGCCGUCCACAAAAAUGCCACUUUUCGUUAGUUCACAAGCGGUAUAUCACUCGCAACAUCAGACUGAAGUGCGUUGCGGUUGUUAUUAUUCCAUAGAAAAUUCACGUCCCAUCAGACGGCGCGGUAGAAGUCAAAAUUAUUUGUGGAUAUGUACGGGAGACGGUAUAUCCAGUCAUGUGACAAUUUUCGGCCAAUCGAUAACAGCUUCGGCGACUUCUUUGAAACGUAUAACUACUUUCGAUCUGGUUGAAACUAAAGUGAGCGCUAUCGAGUUCGUAAAAGGAGUGUCCAGCGAUCUUACUACGCUAGCCAGCGAUCUUGUAUGGAUGGGCACGGAUUCUCGGAGGAUUAUAAUUUAUGCCGCGACGGAACCUGAAAAAGAAGAGGAGAUUGGCAGUUAUCCCGUUUCAGGACCCGUAAUAGAAAUCAAGUAUCAUUGCGACAACGUUUUCGUAGCUUUAGGCACGGGUUUAUUACUCUUGUUCAAACGGCAAGUCGACGGCGCGUGGAAUUUCAAGGAUCCCUUUACCAUAUCAUUGGGUAACGAUCCUGUAUCGUGUUUAAUGCCAAUCAACACGUCGGUUUAUGCCGCUUGUGGCAAGAAGGUGUGGGUACUUAACGCUACUUCGGGCGAUAUUACCAAGAGCUUCAGUGUGCAACACGAACACGUCGGGAACGUGAAGCUCAUGGCCCAUUCCGGAGUCGGUCUUUGGGUCGCCCUGAAAAACUCGAGCACAGUUUGCCUUUAUCACACGGAAACGUUUAAACAUCUGCAGGACAUCAAUAUAGCAUCUAAUGUUCUGAGAGUAACGAAAAUAAAUAAUCCCGCCAACUCGCAAUACGGCGGCAACACUCUUGCCGUUAAUAAUCAAACCACGGUGACAGUCACGGCGCUUUUAGCGUGCAAGGGUCUCUUAUGGGUUGGUACUAACGUAGGUAUUAGCUUGACUAUUCCACUACCGCGAUUGGAAGGUGUGCCUAUCAUCAGCGGUCGCGUAAACAUUUCAUAUCAUGCCCACUUCGGUCCGAUCACGUUUUUAUUAGCGAUACAGAAUACGAAAAAUACAGUGUGCUCUGCAAAGGAACGCGUCAAUGUUGAUGACGAAGGUGUACAGUUGAGAGCGAAAGAUACCGAGCAGAGGUCGCGCGAUCGAGCGAGCCUGGAUUCCUCGAUGUCCAGCAAUAUCGUGAAAUUGAAACAACAGCUGACGGGAAGUCCGGUGAUGCUGAGACGAAAGCGAAGCAAGGAAUACGAUUGCAGAGCCUCGAAAACACUUCCGAGAGGAUUGGGCGCCGGUUGCGGAUUUCUAUCAAGUUCCUUCUCCAGCUCGCAAAGUUCCGGUGAAAACUGUGAUGUUUACGGACUUUACGGUGAAUUGAUGUACGUGAAAGAUUACGAGAAUGAGAACAAUUCGGGCAUAGAUCCCAUUUACGAGUCGUUAAGAAGGAGUGACCCAGAGUUAGCGGCGAUACCAAAUAAAGUGAGUACCUUGGACCGUAGAUUAAAAAUGAAAAUCACUAGGCCUAGGUCACUGGAUCUUUCCAACUGGUCGGUGGACUCUCACGCCAGCUCGUUGUACACAUCUUCCGGAUCGGAGGAGAACUUAUCUCUAAAAACUGGAAAAUUAUCUCGUAAUAGUAGCAUAGCUAGUCGUAAUGGUCCUUAUGACCUAUCCACACCUAACAAUAGCGUAGUCGAAUCCGGAUUGGAAGCAACGUCCGCGACCAAUCUUAAGGCAAACAGCAAAAAAAAUGGUAAAGCGACGCAGCAAAUAGAUCAGCCCAAGAGGACGGUAUUAACGCUGAUGGGUGGACGCGGUUAUAUCAAUUGGAGGCAGCUCCAUGCGCAAUCCACUAUUGACAAAAGUUCGAAAUCGACGUACACAUUCAAAGAUCCCAACAGCAACGAUGCACAUAUCGUCUUAUGGGAGAUGAAGUUAUGAUAUACGAUCGCAUUUUUAGUCCACUCGUCAUGCGUCGGUGUGAGAAACGAAACUUUGACGCUGAUAUGUAUGUAGUAUAGUAGACAAUAGGACCGAAAGAGUACCGAUAACGCUUUAGAUGAGAUCGUUGGUUAUUGUAAAGAAUCGGAGACAUGGUACAAGCGAUCUCGAUUGCGUGAGAUUGCGUAGAAUCGCGUAGCAGCGAGUAUCCGUGAUUUUUUUUUUUUUGGCUAGACAUGACGUUACAUUAGUAUUGAUUACUAUUUGAAAGCGACGACAAUCAAGAAAGGUGACUCGAGUAUUAGAACAUUGAAUGUCUUUUGAUUACCAGGUUACUUAAUAGGGAAUGCUCGAAAAGAAUUUUUUUUUUUUAACAAACAAUUUUUAUAGGAAAAGAUUAACGCUUUAUUAACAGACUGAGAUAUGUGUAUGGAUCGUUGCACGACAAGAUUAAUAUAGAGAAGUACUGGAUACUCUUUCGUCAAAAGUGCGUGUUUCCAUUACGUAUGGAAAUAGUUAAUAACAUCUCGACAUAUGUCGUUUCUAGAUUUGAAAUUACUCGAAAUUCAUAUACCUCUGCUUGUAAGGUAUUACUCGAAUCUCGUUAGUGUAUAGUGAAACAUGUGAUAAGAAAAAUCCUGAGAAGGUGCACAAAAACGGAAUGGCUGCAUGCUGUGAAAUGUUUUAUAUAUUUGUCACGUACGAGAAUAAUUGCUACAAAAGUGUUCCGCUUAUGCUAUAUUAUAGGUAAACAUUCGCACUCAGUUAAAACUAACACGUCGUUGUGCGCGCGCGCGUACGCGUUAUACCUAAAAUUUAAAUGAUUAAUCAGGUUCGGACUACGCGUUCACUACGCGAAAUACCGCAUGUGCUACUGGAAUGACGUAUUCAUGUUUAAUAUUUUACUCCGUUGUUACAAUUACCGCGUUAUUUCAUACCGCUGUGUUAAUCAACACAAGUUAAUCUCGGCGAAAAUCGGCCGAAUAUUUGUCCGGUAAAUUUUUUUUUUUUUGGUUUUAUGUCGACAUUUGUUUUUAAAAUAUAUACGUGCAUUGACUUUUGUUUUAGAAGUCUUUUUCUAAUCGAUAAUUUUUCGAUAGCUCUUGCAUUGAAUGAAAUUUAAAUAUAAAAUUUCAACAGUUGAACAUUUAUAUUGUUUGAAACUUGAAAAAACUGCGGCUGCUAAUACAGUUCACGCUAAACUAGGCACAACGGAUAACUAUAUAUUUUGAUAGGAGAUAAUACCAUUUUGAUAUUCGAUAUAUGUUUAUGAAAAGUUUUACGGUGCACGUGAUGUAAGACAAUAUAACUCAUAUCUAUAUAAGAUUUGGUUCGCGAAAUUCGCGAAAUAACACCGUACAAACUUUCAUUCCAGAGAGAAUUCCAAAGAAAUUAAGAAAAUUUAGGCGUUUAUUCACAUUGUUUACCCGAAUGUAAAGAGCUACUUAAAAUCUGUCUCCUCUCGCAAAUUUUGGUGGAAGAAUUCGCCAAUAUUAUAUUAUAUAAAAUUUAUCGAAUAUAGUUUAAAAUCAAUUUUUGUCAUUUAACAAUUUAUUGAUUUUUAUAUAAUGGCUGAAAUUGUAUUGUUUAUCAAAUCCAGAUUGUCAUUUAUAAAGAAAUAUUCUUUAUAGUAACAACAAAGUUGUAAUCAUGUAUUUUGAAAAAAUAAUUAUGAUAAUUAAAUAAUCGAAUGUUUAUAAAAAUUUUUCGUUUGGUCUGUCUGAGGUAAUUGGCAUAAAAACAUGUUUGUCAACAUAUAGACGUAAUGAAAUGAACGGAGAAUAUCUGUUUAUAGAGAUUAUAAAAAAUUUAUUAUUAACGGCUAUUGUCUGUUUGCUCUUGUGAUAAUUAUUGAAAAAUUAGCUUCAGUUGUUCAAUGAAAAAGAGUAUAUAUAUAUAUAUAUUCUAAUUUUAUAAAAUGCUAUCCAGUUUUGAUACUGAUAUGGUUGAGUCUUCAAUGAAGAAAUACUGAUCUGUGUAUGUAUAUAUCUUUCUCGUAUAAAAUAAUGAUAAUAAUGUAUGUGUUAUGAAACCGUUGAAUAGAUUUAUAUUUUGUAUACUAAUUUUGUUUGAAUACAUAGUCUUAUUUUGUAUUUAUGCUCCCUUAGUACGCGCGUUAGUUACACAACGAAACUUUACUAUGUAUUUAUUACUUAUAUAGUACGAUGUUCUGUCACCGUUAUAUAUAAAUAGAGAAUCUUGUUACUUUGCCGCGCCGGCAGAGUGCGGCGGUAUAGUAUACUUUUUGUUCAUUGUAACAUUAUAUAGCUACAUUAAAACUAUUUCAAAUG